Molecule: messenger RNA, 638 nt
Organism: Drosophila ficusphila
Lineage: Eukaryota; Metazoa; Arthropoda; Insecta; Diptera; Drosophilidae
Gene: Taf10b
Product: transcription initiation factor TFIID subunit 10b
Exons: 1
Coding region: 55-510 (151 amino acids)
Biological process (GO): transcription initiation at RNA polymerase II promoter
Cellular component (GO): nucleus; transcription factor TFIID complex; SAGA complex
Molecular function (GO): promoter-specific chromatin binding; RNA polymerase II general transcription initiation factor activity
Source: RefSeq, a predicted model, not a curated record
AACAUCUCCCAUCAUUAAUCUUGUGUACUUCUCACGAAUUGUUUUCUGUUUACAAUGGUGGGCUCCAACUUCGGCAUUAUUUACCACAAUUCCAGCGCCGGUGGCUCUGGAGGACAGGGCAACCACGGACAAUCUUCAGGAGCAGCUGGUGGUGGAGGAGACCGAGAACGGAACACACCGGCUUCGCAUCUCAGCGACUUCAUGUCGCAGUUAGAGGAUUACACUCCACUGAUUCCGGACGCAGUGACCGCGCACUACCUUAAUAUGGGCGGAUUUCAUGCGGAUGACAAGCGCAUCGUCCGGUUGAUCAGUCUGGCCACCCAGAAGUACAUGUCUGAUAUUAUCUACGAUGCACUGCAGCACUCGAAGGCAAGAACUCAUAUGCAGACGACUAACACUCCCGGUGGAUCAAAGGCGAAGGACCGCAAGUUCACCCUGACCAUGGAGGAUCUGCAGCCUGCUCUGGCCGACUAUGGCAUCAACGUUAGAAAACUGGAUUAUAGUCAGUAAAUGCAGGCUCAAUAAAGCCGAGAAGUAGCACUACAUUUUUUUCUCAUUAAAUAAAGCUUAUAAAAAUACUUUAUCAAAUUAUUAAAGAUAUACAUAUAUUUAUCCAGUAAAUAUAUUCAAAACAUUAA